This is a messenger RNA of Hylaeus anthracinus, 2326 nucleotides long. RefSeq names its product BUB3-interacting and GLEBS motif-containing protein ZNF207-like (gene BuGZ). The coding region runs from base 155 to 1528 and encodes 457 amino acids. The transcript is spliced from 7 exons. NCBI's taxonomy places the organism in Eukaryota, Metazoa, Arthropoda, Insecta, Hymenoptera, Colletidae. Gene Ontology annotation, molecular function: DNA binding. Gene Ontology annotation, cellular component: nucleus. The record is from RefSeq and is a predicted model, not a curated record.
AACACGGAAAAGAUGCAGUCGCCAUUUUGCGUUAUUGGUUUUUACGUGUGUAUGCAGUGCAGCUAGUUUGAUAUACCAAUUCUCAUUACGUAUCGCAAAGCAUUAAUUAGCAUAUUUUUGCUAAUCCUCGAUUGUUAAAAGCCGACAGAAUAGAAUGGGACGUAAGAAGAAGAAGCAGUCGAGACCCUGGUGUUGGUAUUGUAAUAGAGAAUUUGAAGAUGAGAAGAUUCUCAUUCAGCAUCAAAAAGCAAAACAUUUCAAAUGCCAUAUCUGUCACAAAAAGCUUUACACAGGGCCAGGGCUUAGUAUACACUGUAUGCAGGUACAUAAAGAAGCAAUAGAUAAGGUACCUAAUUCUUUGCCAAAUCGUAGCAAUAUUGAAAUAGAAAUUUAUGGCAUGGAAGGUAUACCGCCAAAUGAUGCAAAAGAACAUGAAAGGCAAAGGAAUGGAGGCAGACCUGGUUCGCCGAGCUCUGGCGAAGACGAACCUGUCCGGAAAAAGACAAAGCCAGAGGGUUUGUUGGGUUCUGCACCAGGGGCAAUGCCUACAGGUUCAAACAUGAUGCAAGGCGUAAUGCCAGGUAUGGCCGCUCAUCCGGGUAUGCCACCAAUGGGGCAGUUCCCACCACCUAUGCACCAUAUGAUGGGACCUAUGGGUCAUGUAGGUCCACCUUUCAUGGGACCUGGCAUGAUGCCUGGAAUGCCAGGUAUGCCACCAGGUAUACAACCACCGGUGUCAGGUGCAUCUAUUCCACCAGCUCGACCAUUAUUUCCAAGUGCCGCGGCUGUUUCGACAGCUGCGUCUACAGCUGUGACCUCUCCUCUAGGCACAGAUUUUAAACCAAUUACGUCAAUAGCUGGUGGUUCUAUAGGACCUAUUAAACCAACAUUCCCUGCUUACAUUAAUGCCGAUAGUAAUACCACCACUAGCAAUAAUAUUGGAACAGAUCAAAAAGUAAAUCUUAUAGCAACUACUAGUGCUGCUAUUAAAAUCAUUCAUCCACCAGAGGAUCUUAGUUUAGAGGAAAUUAGAGCAAGACUUCCAAAAUAUCAACGGCGGCAAACUGAAGAAACUCGAACUGUACAGACUGAUCCUAGUCAACAAGCUGCUGCUUUGCAGCAGCACCAUCAACAACAACAACAGCAACAACAACAACAGCAGCAGCAGCAGCAGCAAGCUGCAGCUGCCAAUGCAGCUGCUGCAUUUCAGGAUCAGCAGCAAAGACAACAAGCUGCAUUAAAUGCUCUUCAACAACAACAAAGAUUUCAGAGACCUCCACAGACAGUCAUGGUUCCUGCAUCGGCUGCAAUGCCUGUUAGUUCAGUUGCUCUGAUGGCACCGCUUAUGCGGCCUACUAUGACUCUAGCUGCACCUGCUCUGAUUCAUGGAGGUAACAUGAUGCGACCGCCCCCCAUGGGCCUGCCACCAGGUGGGUCGAGCGGCCAACGAUAUUGCAUCUGUUCUGAUUCCUUCAACGCCGGACAGCCACACUUUGAUUUUGGACACAUCACGACCCUUUGGACGUGAAAUGCCUCUUCUUGAAACUAGAGUACUCGGGAUGAUAGGAGCGUUACCACCAGGCGCGAUGCAUCCGGCAUUCGCAACCCCAAUGGGUUUUCCUGGUGCGCCGAUGUUGGCUCCAAUGAUGCACCCACGCUUCAGAUGAUCACCUCCCAUGGACGGGCCCACCCCGCCACUGCACUUCGUGCUUUGGGCCCGCCCCUAAAUUUUAUUAGGGUUCGGACCUGAUCGAGAAGAAGAAAGAAGCACGCGUAAAACAUGUUCGCUCGCGUGGACACACUUCGUUGAUCGGCCGCGGCUGCACUUGACGCAUCCUCUCCCACGAAGUUUACAAGAAGUUAGCAAAAUCUUUGUUUUUUUAAUUAUAUAUGAUUGCAAAACACAUCACGUCAGUGCCUGAGAGGGUUUACCAGGUGCAGUGGAAACGGUCGGCUGUUCUCCUUAGACUUUGCACCAGUAAAAGGAGAAUAAACAAUUUUACAAUCGUUUGCAUGGCUCCACGAUUACACAAAAUCAAAGCACUGCUGUAAUUUCAUUCUAAAGGAGCUUGAGCCAUUCCGAAUGUUGUACGACAAAUUUGUUUGUCUAACAAACGCAUCAAGGUUUUGAUCCUUCGAGUAACCUUUAGUACUCAUCUUUGUUGUUAUAUUGUCAUCCACAUAUCUAGCAUUGAAAUUAUAGUUUUAUAAAACGUAAUGGCAGUGCGUUGUUGAUGACUGUAUUAGCGCGAAAGUUUCCGUUAGGAUACUCCUAAGCUGCUGAUACAGACGUAUUGUUGCUAAGUCAUAUGUAAACAAUUCUACG